Molecule: messenger RNA, 2703 nt
Organism: Suhomyces tanzawaensis NRRL Y-17324
Lineage: Eukaryota; Fungi; Ascomycota; Pichiomycetes; Serinales; Debaryomycetaceae
Exons: 1
Coding region: 1-2703 (900 amino acids)
Biological process (GO): positive regulation of DNA-templated transcription
Cellular component (GO): SWI/SNF complex
Molecular function (GO): histone binding; DNA binding
Source: RefSeq, a predicted model, not a curated record
AUGAGCAUUGACCAUAUUGACGACAACUUGCCUGAAGACCAAGAGAACGGGCUGCCCCUUGGCUUCGACCAAAUGGACCACAUCGAUUCUGCUGGUGAAUCAAACCAACAACAGGACCUCGACGAAAACCAGGGCGAAAGCGACCUUCCUGGUUUGGCCGACUUCGAAGACAAACAGGAUCUGAACUCGGAAAACAAUUCGGCACAAUAUCAGGACACUGAAGAGCCUCGAUCCGAACUGGAAAAUCCAAACAACCUUGAUGGUGAGGAUGACCAGAUACCAAACGAUUCAAGCAACUUUGCAAAUAAUAUAGAAGGUGAUGACGAUCUCUUGGCCGAUUUCCUCGGGAAAGACGAUGACAAUCAAUCUGAAAAUGACUUGGGUCAAGUGAAUUAUGAUGCGGACCAACAAAUAGACAACCAGGAAGAUCAAGAGAACCAAGAAGUAGAUCAGGAUGAAAGCACUGCUCCCGAGACCACCGAGCCAUCGAACGAUAACGAUGGGACUGGUGUCCCCGAGGCUUCCGAGACCGAAGUUAAGGAAGAGAACUCUGAUCAGGACGUAGAUAUGGACGAUGUGAACGGGAAAAGUGUCGACGAAAAGCAAUCUGAAGUGAAUGACCUGGAUGCAUCUACAAACGACGAACAGGAAGAAAAGAAAGACGAAGAAGAGAUAGAUCGUGAUAUAGACAUGUCAGAGACCGCAGAAGUUCCCGUGAAAACUGAGUCCUCACCGCAAGACAAAACUGAGUCAGAGACCAAAGUGGCUAAGCAAGAGGAUGAUUCCGAGGAUGUUCCUGGAACAACCACAACUAAUGUGUCAAAUGAUAAUACCAACAUCUCGACUCCUUCUUUGGCAUCCGCAACUUCUGGCGGUAGAUUAGAUGAAGAUGAGGUUGAGGAUUUUGAAGAAGAAGAAGAACCAAAAUCAACAAUCAAACAAACGCAUGUUAUUAUUAUUCCAUCAUAUGCUAGUUGGUUCAACAUGCGUAAGGUGCAUCAAAUUGAACAGGAAUCAUUACCUGAAUUUUUCAAAACGUCUCACCCCUCCAAGUCACCAAAAAUUUAUGUCAACUAUCGUAAUUUCAUGAUUAAUGCUUACAGGUUGAAUCCAAAUGAGUACUUAACUUUAACUUCAUGUCGUCGUAACUUAGUUGGUGAUGUUGGUACUUUGAUGAGAGUGCAUAGAUUUUUGAACAAGUGGGGUUUAAUAAAUUAUCAGGUGAGACCUCAAUUUAAGCCUGGUUAUGCCGUUGAAAAGUUACCUAACGGUCAGCUGGUAGGCUUACCUUACACUGGUGACUACAAUGUUAAAUAUGACACUCCUCGUGGGUUGUUUCCAUUUGACACAUUCAAGGGUUCGCUUGAUAAAAUUGACAUCCCAAAAUUGAAGAAGUUGUUAAAUAUAGAGGAAAGUGUAUCUGUUAGCACAGGUUCUAAUAACGAUACAUCGAAUGGCAGUUCAAGUCCUGAUAAGAAACGUCCAUCGAGUUCUUCACUCGAGGAUGGACCUGCAUUGAAGAAGCAGGAUGGCGGAUGGACCGAAGAAGAAGUUUCCAAAUUGAUUUUGGGAAUCAAAAAGUAUAAGAAUGAUUGGUUCAAGAUUGCUGAGGAGAUUGGUAAUAACAAAACCCCACAGCAGUGUAUAUUAAAAUUUUUGCAAGUUCCAAUUGAAGACAAAUUCAAUCCAUUUGACAAAAAUACAGAUGGUGGCAUUUUCAAAUUGUUGAAGUAUGCCCCAAACUUCCCAGUUAGUGCAUCUGACAAUCCGGUACUAAGCAAUUUAGCUUUCAUGACUCAGUUAGUUGAUAGUGAUGUUGCUAAAGCUGCUAGUUCACGUGCAUCCAAGGUUAUGGAUGAGAAAAUUGCCGAAAAAGUCAGUUCAAUCUAUGGCAAAAAACUGGAAUCAGAAAAACCUAGUGAGGAAGAAGAACUUAAAACAGAACAGGUAGGACAAAAGACCGAAGAAAGUAAAGAUGAGGCCAUGGAAGAAGAUAAUGACAUAGUUAAAGAGGAAUCAGAGGAGAAAAAGCAAGAUGAUGAAGCUGACGACGAAAGCAAGAGGAGCACUGAUGUUACUAGCAGUCCCAAACAAAAUGGAUCACACAAGGACUCCCUGGUUGAGGCGGAAUCACACGAAGCUAAGGAAAACAGUCCAGUCGAAAAUAUCAAGGAAGCUGUGACCAAUACUUUGGGAAUAGUGGGGGCCAGAAGUCAUCUCUUUGCCACCUACGAAGAACGCGAGAUGCAUAAAUUAAGCACCACGAUAAUAAACCACGAGUUAUCCAAGAUUGAUUUGAAAUUGAGCAAGGUGGAAGAGUUGGAGAAGAUCUACGAGCAUGAGAGAAAGCAUUUGGCGAAGCAACAAGAGGAAGUGUUUAUUGAUCGAUUGGCACUCACUAAGUCCACUAUCGACAUCACCAAGAAGCUUGACGAUGCUAUAUCUAUGAUCGAGGACUCGGUGAAAUCUGACAACUCCAAAUUCUCCUCCAUCUCAAGCUUACUCGCGGAAGCUAAGUCGUUAUUGUACAAGCCCACCAGACACUCGUUGACCAACGUUUCCGCAGACGCGGCCAAUGGCGACAUCAACGAACAUUCCAGUUCGGUAGAACCAACUGAUUCCUCUGCUGCUGCCAAUAACGAUGACGACUUCAAGCCGCUUUCAUUAAAAACUCCUCAAGCCUUCAAAGUUUGGGCUCCUUAG